CUCGACCUUGACAGACACUGCAGAAUACCAUUUUCAACUUCACCAUGUCAAGCGACAUCGAGCUUGAGCGGCUACGAGGCUCUCUCGUGAGCCCGCCCAUCACAUCGGCGUGGAGCCAACAGAUCUACCGGCGCAUCCGGCGGGCACACAACUAUCACACGGAACAGAACCUCCACAUCAACCGUCUGAUCCAGGUAGCCGAGGACCCAACGGCUGCGCGGCUGCUAGACGAUGAGCCGGAUACAUCAUCUCUACACGUCAAGGCUGCCAUCAACACCUCCAUCUACGGCACCAUCCUCGUCGCCGCGCUGCAGAUCUACGCCGCGGCGACGACCCGGUCCCUGUCCCUCUUCGUGACCAUGGCCGAGAGCUGCUGCGAGGCCGUCAGCAACAUCGGCCUGGACUACCUGCACCGGAAGGCGCGGAAGCUCAACCACUCGACCCAGUGGCCCGCCGGCGCGGGCCGGCUCUGCAACGCCGGCAAUGUCUGCUUUGCCUUUGCGCUGAUGGCCGUCUCGCUCGUCCUGGUCGUCGAGUCGAUCCGGUCCCUGGCGGGUAGCGACCACGAGCUGGGCAAGUUUGACGUGGCUGCGGUCAUCGCGGCGGCGUGCGGGUUCGGUAUCAAGCUGUUCCUCGCCGUCUACUGCUUUAUCUUCCGCAAGCACAGCAGCCAGCUGCAGAUGCUGUGGGAGGACAAUCGCAACGACUGCUUUGAGUACGGGUUCGCCAUCUUCACAUCGGCUGCGGGCGCGAAGCUGAAGUGGUGGGUCGAUCCGGCCGGGGCCCUGCUCAUCGGCCUGGUCAUCAUCGUCACCUGGAUCGGCACCAUCCGGAGCGAGUUUCUGGAGCUGUGCGGCCUCGGCGCGUCACCGAAUCUAGUACAGGAGGUAGUCUUCCUGACGCUGCGUCACUCAGAUUUGAUCCUGCAGGUUGACUCUGUCCAUGCGUAUCACUGGGGCGAGGAGCUGUUCGUCGAGGUGGACGUCGUCAUGGCGCCGGAGCUCAGCCUGCGCGAAGUACACGAUGUCGCCCAAGAACUGCAGGAUAAGCUGGAGUCAGUCGAGGGCUUCGCUCGAGCCUUUGUUCAUGUCGACUACGAAACGUCGCAUAUGCCCGAGCAUCGCAAAACCCGCUGAUGGAACGCACAUAUGAUCGCGGGAGAAAAAUUUAGUCCUGAACUCUACGGGACUCCUCAGUGUAAAAUAUCAGACCGAACAGAGAAAAUUGACUUUGUAUACAUGGAU
Messenger RNA from Aspergillus fijiensis CBS 313.89, 1244 nucleotides. RefSeq names its product cation diffusion facilitator family transporter. Gene Ontology annotation, biological process: transmembrane transport; monoatomic cation transport. NCBI's taxonomy places the organism in Eukaryota, Fungi, Ascomycota, Eurotiomycetes, Eurotiales, Aspergillaceae. Gene Ontology annotation, cellular component: membrane. The coding region runs from base 45 to 1136 and encodes 363 amino acids. The transcript has 2 exons. The record is from RefSeq and is a predicted model, not a curated record. Gene Ontology annotation, molecular function: monoatomic cation transmembrane transporter activity.